UUCCGCCUAUUAGGGCUGGACUGGAUAGGGGAGAAACGUGUGCGAUCCCUUGAUCCCGGGGUGAUUACCUAGGUAAUUUUCGCUGAGCGAGGCGGCGGCGGCCUGAGUACCACCUAAACGUUGACAGCGAAUGGAAAAAGCCGAUCUUAGCCUGGUCGACAUCUCCCUAUCGAGGUAUAUAGUGACCUUUAGCGAAGAGUCAAGAGUCCAAUUGCUUGUGGGCCACGCCAUAUUCCGCCGACGACGACUUCAUAUUCCCCGACUUUGCGUGUUUGGUUUUCCGCAGCGCAUAACCCGGGACACAGCCGAUCCAAGAUGGCACGAACUGGCGGCGAACAACCGUACUUCGACAAUAACGGCGCCGGAACACAUGAGCAGAUGAUGACCGAAGUACCGUCAGCCUUCAGUCCCGGCGGCAGUCUGAAAAGUCUUGGCAUGCCCGAACACGCCACUUACUCCGAAAAUCAAACCACUUCAAUCCAUACCACACACCAGCAAAACGGACCGAGCUUCCCCUAUCCGAACUUCGCCUCUUCAGCCCGGCAAACCACGCUUCCAACUUCUCCAACCUUCCCUGUGGCGACAGCGUCAUAUCACGUUCCGACUCCUGACCACCCCACGCAGCCUCUUUACUAUCAGCAAGGGGCUGGGUGGGAGCAACAACAACUACCAUCCACGAGCGCCGCUGCUCUGUACAACCGCGAACAUUCGGCGGUUUCAGCACCUCCGGGCUCGACGCCCUACGAAUUCGCGCCAUCGCAUGAUAUCUCGGAUUCCUACCUCGGUGGCGGUAGUAUUUACGGAUCGCCACCUAUUCUCCAGAGUCCAAUACAACCCGGGUUUGGGUUCUCGUGGGCGAACGGUUACCCGCCAAACAGCCUUGGACCGAACACGCCUUCUCGAGGAGCUGUAGCAUCACCGACUGCGAGAACAUUUGGAUCAAUCAGCGCGCCAUCCGAAACUGGGUUCUCGGAUAACUCAGACGGCGUCACUUACGCAAACAUCAAUGAGAGAGCCAAUCAGCAGCAGCAGCAACAGCAGCAGCAACAUCGAUGGGUCCAAACUACUACCGAGUUGAUCGAAGGAUGCAACAAGAGCGAGGACGGUCCGUGGGAUAAUGGCAAAAAGAAGGCGUCUAGCCAGAUCAUGACACCGAUAUCUCGCGGGUCACCGUUCAACGCAGCCGCAGCAGUGCCAGCAGUACCAGGAGGUGCUGCCAAGACCGCGAAAGGGACCGCGUCUGCGACUGCCGCCUUCAGCAAGAACAAAGGAAAACUGCGAAGCGCCUCACGGGCUCCCAAGAACAUCCAACCGCGACCGGAAGAGACGCCAGAAGAGCGAAAGUCGCGCAACUCGCAUAAUCUGGUCGAGAAGCAGUACCGCAACCGGCUCAACGCCCAGUUCGAGAGGCUCCUGGCGGUGCUCCCAGACUCAUUGCGCUCAUCGAUGACCAUGAUCGGCGGCGUCAACGGCAAUGGCGGUGGUAGCGUCAUCCCGGGCCAACACCCUUCGCUUGACUUCGGUAUUGAGCGGCGUCUGAGCAAGGCGGAGGUGUUGGAUAUGUCGACGCGGUACAUAUUAUCGUUGGAGAAGGAACGGGAUACGCUCGAGAGGGAGAAGGAGCAGUUGAUGCAUAGCAUUGAUCAACUGAGGCAUGAUCAUGGUCAGCAUGGGCAGCAUGGUCACGGUGGUGAUAUGUACAUGGUGGAUAGGAACGGGAUACCGAUAGGGCAUGGGCAUAUGAGAGGAGUUGGAGGUUGAUUCAACCCGGUCUCCUGUUUCUCUUUCGUCGAGAGCUGUAUAAACCUUUUAUGGCGUUUCUUUUUUUCCAUUCAACACAACACACAAAAAGGCGUUAUAAGAGGGAAGAGGGUUUAGAAUGUUGCGCUUUGAGAGGCAAAAAUAAUUUCCAGAAUUGUUGAUACACAUGUUUGUUUUCUCUACCGCUCGCUUAGAGCGAAAGC
This is a messenger RNA of Neurospora tetraspora, 1964 nucleotides long. RefSeq lists its product as uncharacterized. Bases 316 to 1761 code for a protein of 481 amino acids. The transcript is spliced from 2 exons. The record is from RefSeq and is a predicted model, not a curated record. Lineage: Eukaryota; Fungi; Ascomycota; Sordariomycetes; Sordariales; Sordariaceae. Gene Ontology annotation, molecular function: protein dimerization activity.